AUGGUCUCCAAGCGGGAGUUCGAACAAGAUAACAGCACCCUGCUGGACAAAAGUUGGGUGGAUGCGAUCCUACUCACGUUCCCGCAGGAUGCGUUCCCGAUCUCUAGGGAGACUGAAGUGACUGGGAAUGUCGGGGUUGAGACGGCGGUCGAAAUCGUUUGCACGCAUUGCUACAUAAAGGGUAGGGCCACUUCCAAGUUCACCAUCGACGACGGCGACUUUGACUUUGGCCAAACCAUCGCCAACUUCACCAAGGAUAUUGGCGAAACGAUCCUCGACAUUGGCGAACAGAUCCUGGGGAAUGUGACUCAAUACUUCACGAAUCUCUUUGACAACUUUGACGAUGGGAUUGACUUGGAGGACUUUGCCUUUCCGCCCAUGGAGCUCGAUUUCAAUGUGGAAGUUGCCGAAAUCCCCGAGUGCCGUUUGGACUUCAAAUUCGAGGAUAUCGAGUUGUAUCUCAGCAUCAGCACGAUUCUGUCUUCCAGUGCCACGUAUAACCUGAAUCUCUACACAUCCAACACGCCUAUCGGACUCUCUGUGGGGAGGAUCUGA
Messenger RNA from Parascedosporium putredinis, 555 nucleotides. The record is from the annotation of a GenBank genome assembly. NCBI's taxonomy places the organism in Eukaryota, Fungi, Ascomycota, Sordariomycetes, Microascales, Microascaceae.